This is a messenger RNA of Lontra canadensis (Northern American river otter), 2008 nucleotides long. It is a transcript of the gene ELOVL7, whose product is annotated as ELOVL fatty acid elongase 7. Gene Ontology annotation, biological process: sphingolipid biosynthetic process; fatty acid elongation, polyunsaturated fatty acid; fatty acid elongation, saturated fatty acid. Lineage: Eukaryota; Metazoa; Chordata; Mammalia; Carnivora; Mustelidae. Bases 168 to 1013 code for a protein of 281 amino acids. The record is from RefSeq and is a predicted model, not a curated record. Gene Ontology annotation, molecular function: fatty acid elongase activity. The transcript is spliced from 8 exons. Gene Ontology annotation, cellular component: endoplasmic reticulum membrane; endoplasmic reticulum.
UCCUCCCCUUUCACAGCUCAGUCGGCGGCAGGGGCAGCAGGGGCCGCUGUGAGGAGCUCUGCGCUCGCGCCGCCGCCCGCUGCCGCCGCCCUCUGCUCCCGCGUGUCGGCCGCUUCGGCUCCUCUCGUCGCGGAACCCAUUGUAAGAGCCAGUAAAUCCUGUGGAAAAUGACCUUCAGUGAUCUUACGUCAAGGACCGUGCGUCUGUAUGAUAGUUGGCUCAAAGAUGCUGAUCCAAGAGUCGAAGACUGGUUCCUCAUGUCCUCACCUCUGCCACAAACCAUCGUCCUCGGACUCUAUGUCUAUUUUGUCACUUCUCUAGGACCAAAACUCAUGGAGAAUCGAAAGCCCUUUGAACUCAAGAAAGUGAUGAUAACAUACAAUUUUUCCAUAGUUCUCUUUUCUGUGUAUAUGUGUUAUGAGUUUGUGAUGUCUGGCUGGGGUACAGGUUAUUCACUUCAGUGCGAAGUUGUUGACUACUCCCAGUCACCUUCAGCAUUGAGGAUGGCACGCACCUGCUGGCUUUAUUACUUCUCUAAAUUUAUUGAGCUGUUAGAUACCAUCUUUUUUGUUCUGCGUAAGAAAAAUAGCCAAGUGACUUUCCUGCAUGUCUUCCAUCAUACCAUCAUGCCAUGGACCUGGUGGUUUGGAGUCAAAUUUGCCGCAGGUGGUUUGGGAACAUUCCAUGCCUUUCUAAAUACAGCCGUACAUGUAGUCAUGUAUUCCUACUAUGGGCUCUCCGCACUGGGACCAGCAUUCCAGAAGUAUCUAUGGUGGAAAAAAUAUUUGACAUCAUUACAGCUUGUCCAAUUCAUUAUUAUCACCAUCCACAUAGGCCAGUUCUUUUUCAUGGAAGAUUGCAAGUACCAGUUUCCAGUCUUUCUGUACAUCAUCAUGAGUUAUGGGUGCAUCUUUCUGCUGCUCUUUCUCCAUUUUUGGUACCGUGCUUACACCCAAGGCCAGAGGCUGCCCAAAACUGUGAAAAAUGGAAUCUGCAAAAGCAAAGAUCACUGAAAUGCAAGCACGACAUGAAUCUAUGAGACUGGUAUCUUACUUUCCUUGACAAUCAAGAGCUUUAUCCAUGUGAAGUGCAUUUUGUAUAUUUUUCAAAACCAAGAACUUGUAUUUUUAUGAUAAGUUAUUGGGGUUUCUGAUAUUUGAGAGCCCAAGGUCCCAGAUAACAGAGUCUAAUUAGAGCCUAAAGCAGGUAGUUUUUCAGCUGCUUUUAAACCUAAUCUAAAGGUUUUAUUUAAUGCAUUUUGUUAUGGUGAAAGGAGGAUAUGAAACAGUAUAGUACUUUUCAAAGAAGUCCAAUAUAGAUGAAAAUAUCAUCAGAUAUUUUGAUUGUGGACAGAGAUCCAUGCCCUACUAUAGAUUUCUUCUGCCAGCUCUAAAAACCUCUAACUGGGAGUUUUGGCUGUUGAUUAUAUUCAGAAGACACUGUAUUUACUCUAAAGUUAAAUUCCUAUCCUAAAGAACUAACACUGAUGAAUAUUAAGUGAAUUUUUGGUAAGUUGUCAUUUAACAUCGCUAACAGUAAUUUUUAAUGAUCUUUUGUGUAGCCACGACCAGUUUCACUGAUAAGACUUCGCUACAACACUUUUGUCGUAUAUAUACUGUUUAAAAGUAACAAUUCUUUCAGUUAGUACCUUGAUGCACUUAACACUAAGGUUAAGUUAAUGUUUUGAAAACAAGAGGAUUUGUUCUGUAGCUUAAGGAGCACCGUGCUAUUACUAUUUUGCAGUUAACUUUGUGUGUUUCUGGAAAGAGGUGAAAUUUGUCAAUGGAAUAAGUACUUUGUAGUUCAGUGGGAAAAAUCUGUUGUUGUAUUAUAAUGUCACUUUCUCAUAUUGUUAUGGCUUAAAGGAUUAUCUUGUUAAUAUGUAUUGCUUACAUAUGUAAACGUUCAAAUCCUUAGCACAAUGCAGGUACCCUUAAAUCAUAAAUGAUUUCAGACCUUCCACUAUACACAGUUUCCAGAGAUGAGUUAGAGUUGUUUGUGAAGCAAC